ACUCUCUAAAAACUUGCCUGAAUUCCAUAACCAUAACUAAUAAUUUUUCUAAGGGAUUUUAUGAUGAUUUUAAGAGAAAACAUGAUUAUCUUCGUAUUAGUGUAAUCGAUAAAUGCAAUUUUAAAUGUAAAUACUGCUAUCCGCAAACAUCAAAAUUUAUCGCAACACCAAUGUCUCAAUUAUUGGGUUACCAAGAGAUCCUAAAAUUAAUAGAUAUUUUUGAACGUCACGGAGAUAUCAAAAAAAUUAGACUGACUGGAGGAGAACCCCUAAUGAGAAAGGAUACUAUCCGUAUAAUCGACCACAUAACAAAACACACCGGAAUAAAAAUAGUGGGAUUGACAACAAAUGGAUACUAUUUAGACCAAAAGGUAGGUGAUUUAAAGGAGGCGGGGCUUACAAAUCUAAACAUCAGCUUAGACACGCUAGACCCUGAUAAGUUUUCCUAUAUUACUGGUCAAAAAUUGAAGGUCAAAACAACCAAAACUAUUCAUACACUUAACUCAACCGAACGUUUCGAAAAAGUUUAUAAUACGAUGUUAUCCUGCGUUCAAAAUAAAGAUUUUCCGGUUAUCAAAAUUAAUUGCGUAAUCAUGAAAGACUUCAAUGAAACUGAGAUAAUCGAUUUUGUGAAUUUGACCAAAUAUCACGAUAUAAGUGUUCGAUUUAUAGAAUACAUGCCUUUCCUUGACAAUGGAUGGGAUAGAUCCGUAUUCAUCCCUUACUUUCAAAUGAUCGAUAUGAUCAAAUUAUCAUACCCUUCCCUUAUCAAAUACGAAGGAAGUUUAGCCAAGGAGACCGCCAAGAGUUAUGGUUUCGGUUCCAAACUGCUAUGCUACAAAUAUACAGAAUCAGAACUUUACAAAAUACCAGGGUUUAUAGGAACUAUCGGGUUUAUAACGACCAUGAGUCAAAAUUUUUGCGGUGACUGUAACAGAUUAAGGCUGACUGCGAAUGGCAAGCUUAAGAAUUGUAUAUUUGGCGACAAUUCAUUGGAUUUGAAAUCUUUAUUAAGGAAUGACACUUUAAAAGACGAUGAUUUUGAAUUAACUAUCGUUGAUCAUAUUAAGCGUUUUUUAAAGACAAAGAAAGAAUAUCACACAGAAAAUGAGAACAGAUCGCAAAGUUUACCGAUGAUUCAAUUGGGUGGAUAAAAUUUAUAAUUCUGGUUCCCUGACCUUUUACAUCCAUCAUCCAUUAUGUGAAUUUUUGGAGCUAAAAAAAAUUAUAUUUUAUUAUAUAUAUAUGUAUACUCACUAUAUACGUAAUGAUCAUAAUUUCGUGUUAAUUUUAUUUCAAAUUGUAAUA
This is a messenger RNA of Gordionus sp. m RMFG-2023, 1308 nucleotides long. RefSeq names its product molybdenum cofactor biosynthesis protein 1-like. The record is from RefSeq and is a predicted model, not a curated record. The coding region runs from base 171 to 1154 and encodes 327 amino acids. Gene Ontology annotation, biological process: Mo-molybdopterin cofactor biosynthetic process. The transcript is spliced from 11 exons. Gene Ontology annotation, molecular function: cyclic pyranopterin monophosphate synthase activity; 4 iron, 4 sulfur cluster binding; GTP 3',8'-cyclase activity. Lineage: Eukaryota; Metazoa; Nematomorpha; Gordioida; Chordodea; Parachordodidae.